GACGUAUUCACGACAGGUAACCCAAACAAAUUUCCUUUUUUUCUUUUCCAUGAUCCCUUUCCUUUCCCUCCAGUCCCCUGCUUCUACCUUCACCCCUCUUUUCCUCUUCCCCCCAUCUCCACCCUUUUCCUCUGGCUUCACCAAAUCCCCUAUACGCCGCUUUAUUCCUCCACCAAAAUCUUCCCUUUCCAACAACCCUUUCAACUCAACUUCCCAACAACUCGGUCCCCAAGGCCCUCAAAACCGACAGCCUCCCAGAACUCUCUUCCCUGGCGGCUACAAGCGUCCUGAGAUCAAGGUCCCAAAUUUCGUUCUCCAAUUGGACCCCGAGGAGGUCUUGGCUGACGACAAUGCGCUAGGUUUCAUUGACAAGGCUGUGUCCAAAUGGAUUGGUCUUGUAGUGCUCAAUGGUGGCGAAGGAAGCGGCGGCAGGGUUUAUGAAGCUGCCCGUUCCUUAAAGGCGGUUGUUAAAGACCGCGCUUAUCUCUUGAUCACAGAGCGCGUUGAUAUUGCCGCUGCUGUUGGUGCUAGUGGCGUGGUCCUCUCUGAUCAAGGCCUUCCUGCCAUUGUCGCAAGAAACACAAUGAUGGAUUCGAAAUCAGAUUCAGUCUUUCUCCCCUUGGUAGCUAGGACUGUGCAAACUGCAAGUGCUGCUUUAAAUGCUUCGAGUUCGGAAGGCGCUGAUUUUCUUAUAUAUGAUCUGGGUGAACAAGAGUAUGUGGAUAUGGUGAUGAAGUCUGUUUAUGGGAAUGUGAAGAUACCUAUCUUUAUUGUUAAUAGUAAUUCACAAGCAAAGGUUACAUCAUAUACCGAGGGGUCAAAGAUUCUCAAAUCAGGUGCUAGUGGUUUAGUUCUGUCUUUGGAAGAUUUGAGGUUGUUAACUGAUGAUGUUCUAAGCCAGUUGUUUAACAUUGUGUCAACAAUAAAUAACAAACCUCGAGGUGAGAGCAUAGAUGAACUAAAAAUGGCUGAUAUAGAUCAUGAUUCCCAUCAGAAAAUGGGUGUGGCGGGCUUUAUUAAAGUGGAGGAUAGAGAAAAACAGCUUAUUGAGAAGGAGAGAUCAGUAUUAAUUGAAGCCAUAAAUGUCUUCCAGAAAGCUGCUCCCCUGAUGGAGGAGAUAUCACUUCUUAUUGAUGCUGUUGCUCAAAUUGAUGAGCCAUUUCUACUGGCUAUAGUGGGUGAGUUCAAUUCUGGUAAAUCCACAGUCAUUAAUGCUCUUCUUGGGGAAAGAUACCUUAAAGAGGGGGUUGUUCCUACAACUAAUGAAAUCACUUUCUUGCGCUACUCUGAGUUGGAUGGCAAGGACCUGCAGCGUUGUGAAAGGCACCCAGAUGGUCAAUUAAUAUGUUACCUUCCUGCUCCAAUUCUCAAAGAAAUGAAUAUUGUUGAUACACCAGGAACAAAUGUGAUUCUUCAAAGGCAACAACGCCUUACAGAGGAAUUUGUGCCUCGUGCAGAUUUGCUUUUUUUUGUUAUUUCUGCUGAUCGCCCAUUAACUGAGAGUGAGGUUGCUUUUCUUCGUUAUACUCAGCAGUGGAAGAAGAAAGUUGUGAUUGUGUUGAACAAAGCUGAUCUUUAUCAGAAUGCUGAAGAGCUAGAGGAGGCAAUUUCAUUCAUCAAAGAGAAUACACAAAAGUUGCUGAACACGGAAGAUGUAACAUUGUAUCCAGUGGCUGCACGAUCUGUUCUUGAAGAGAAGCAUUCAGCUACUUCUGGUGUUGGAAAAGAAUAUAGAGACUUAUCAGUCUCUGAUUCAAAUUGGAGAACCAUUAGCUUUUACAAGCUUGAAAACUUCUUGUAUAGUUUUCUAGAUGGAUCAACUAGUACAGGAGUGGAGAGAAUGAAGCUCAAACUUGGGACACCUAUUGCAAUUGCAGAGAGAAUACUUUCUGCGUGUGAAAUUCUUAAUAGAAAAGACUGCCAAUCUGCAGAGCAGGACUUGACUUCUGCUAAUGAAAUUGUCAGUGGUGUGAAAGAGUAUGUCAUAAAGAUGGAAAAUGAAAGCAUCUCUUGGAGAAGACGAACUUUGUCAAUGAUUGAUACUACAAAAUCACGUAUUCUGGAGCUCGUAGAAUCUACCCUACAGUUAUCAAAUCUUGAUAUCGUUGCCUUAUACUUUCUCAAGGGGGGUUCGUCAGCCACACUGCCAGCCACUUCAAGGGUUCAAAAUGACAUACUUGGUCCUGCACUUGCUGAUGCACAGAACUUGCUUGGAGACUAUGUGACAUGGUUACAAUCAAAUAAUGCUCGUGAAGGAAGGCUUUAUGAGGAAUCUUUUGAGAAAAGAUGGCCAUCCCUGGCCUACUCAGACAAACAGUACCAUCUAGAGACCUAUGAACUGCUAAGAAAGUUGGAUCAACUCAGCCUGAGAGUGAUAGAGAACUUCAGUGCCAAUGCUGCUUCCAAACUAUUUGAGCAAGAAGUUCGUGAAGCGUUUUUGGGGACUUUUGGCGGACUUGGAGCAGCUGGUUUGUCUGCUUCGCUUCUAACGUCCAUAUUACCUACCACUUUAGAAGAUCUUCUUGCUCUAGGCCUAUGUUCUGCUGGAGGGUUUAUAGCCAUUUCAAAUUUCCCAGCCCGUAGACAAGAAAUGAUAGAAAAGGUGAAAAAGACAGCAAAUGCAUUGGCACGGGAGCUUGAAGAUGCAAUGCAGAAGGAUCUUUAUGAAACUACUGAGAAUUUGGAGAAGUUUGUGAGAAUUAUUGGGAAGCCUUAUCGAGAUGCAGCACAAAAUAGACUGGACAAACUUCUAGAGAUAAAAGAUGAACUUUCAAAUACGAGGGAAACACUUCAAAUGCUACAAGUCGAAAUCCAAAAUCUUCAUGUAUCAUGACACCAAUUUUAUUGAGUAGAUUUGUUUCCAGCGUUUUUCCAUCCAUUUCUACCCUCUGUUCUUGGGGGUCAAGUGCCGUACAAUAUCUUCAUGUAAUAACAAAAAAUAAGCAAUUUUCAGCCAAGUGCCCGCAUCUUCGACUGGCCAGCAGGUGUCAUUGAAUGUUCCAACGGAAUACUUUAGGAAUUGUAUUCAGCUGCAGAUAUAAGCAGUGUAAGUAAGCAUCUUAUGCUGCUUCAACAUUUUAGAUUGGAUGAGAGGUUUUAAGUGAAGAAUAGUGGAUGCUUUGAAUUAGAAUUUGAUUAAAGAUUAUUCUUUUUGUCAUGUUUAUUUUAUUUACUUUAUAUUUAUAUGUGAAAGUCUUCCUCUAAUUUUGUCUUCGGCACUUAGUAGGAACAUAUGUCUCAGAUCAAUAUUUAUUUCAGCCGGUUCUUG
This is a messenger RNA of Durio zibethinus, 3268 nucleotides long. It is a transcript of the gene FZL, whose product is annotated as FZO-like protein. Gene Ontology annotation, biological process: thylakoid membrane organization. NCBI's taxonomy places the organism in Eukaryota, Viridiplantae, Streptophyta, Magnoliopsida, Malvales, Malvaceae. Gene Ontology annotation, cellular component: chloroplast membrane. Gene Ontology annotation, molecular function: GTP binding. The record is from RefSeq and is a predicted model, not a curated record.